AUGGCGUAUUUGGUUUCAUUGCGUGAGAACACCCGUACACAAACGAACCAUCAAAGAUCAGCCGCGAUGCUGAAAAUUUCAGCCGAAUUCACCACCAAAUUUUCUAUUGGAGAAAAUUGGUCAUUUUCAUUAUUAUUAUUAUUAUUAUUAUUAUUAUUAUUAUUAUUAUUAUUAUUAUUAUUAUUAUUAUUAUUAUUAUUAUUAUUAUUAUUAUUAUUAUUAUUAUUAUUAUUAUUAUUAUUAUUAUUAUUAUUAUUAUUAUUAUUAUUAUUAUUAUUAUUAUUAUUAUUAUUAUUAUUAUUAUUAUUAUUAUGUUGUGAAGUGAAUAGCGUUGAUGAUCCUUUUCCGAUGCAUCUACGCGUUCGACAUCAAUUCAAAAUAGUUUGA
This is a messenger RNA of Necator americanus (New World hookworm), 387 nucleotides long. RefSeq lists its product as uncharacterized. Lineage: Eukaryota; Metazoa; Nematoda; Chromadorea; Rhabditida; Ancylostomatidae. The transcript is spliced from 2 exons. The coding region runs from base 1 to 387 and encodes 128 amino acids. The record is from RefSeq and is a predicted model, not a curated record.